This is a messenger RNA of Onychomys torridus (southern grasshopper mouse), 1882 nucleotides long. It is a transcript of the gene Mfap1, whose product is annotated as microfibril associated protein 1. Gene Ontology annotation, biological process: mRNA splicing, via spliceosome. Gene Ontology annotation, molecular function: RNA binding. The transcript has 9 exons. The coding region runs from base 120 to 1439 and encodes 439 amino acids. Gene Ontology annotation, cellular component: U2-type spliceosomal complex. The record is from RefSeq and is a predicted model, not a curated record. Lineage: Eukaryota; Metazoa; Chordata; Mammalia; Rodentia; Cricetidae.
CGUUUCUGUCAGUCGCGCAGCAGUGUCUGGCGGAGCUGCUUGGAAAGCGGUGCUGAGUUCCUUGGACUUCGUUGCCGGGAUUUAAUCAAGUUUGGGGGGUCUUCACCGCAGCCUUCGCCAUGUCGGUCCCAAGCGCACUCAUGAAGCAGCCGCCCAUUCAGUCUACGGCUGGGGCCGUCCCAGUUCGCAAUGAGAAAGGUGAGAUUUCAAUGGAAAAAGUAAAGGUAAAACGUUAUGUGUCUGGAAAGAGACCAGAUUAUGCGCCUAUGGAGUCCUCAGAUGAAGAGGAUGAAGAAUUUCAGUUCAUUAAGAAAGCUAAGGAACAAGAAGCAGAACCUGAGGAGCAGGAAGAAGAUUCAUCCAGUGACCCCCGACUUCGGCGUUUACAGAACCGCAUUAGUGAAGAUGUGGAAGAGAGAUUGGCUCGACACCGGAAAAUAGUGGAACCUGAAGUGGUGGGAGAAAGCGACUCGGAAGUAGAAGGAGACGCUUGGCGCGUGGAACGGGAAGACAGCAGUGAGGAAGAGGAGGAAGAAAUUGAUGAUGAGGAAAUAGAGCGGCGCCGUGGCAUGAUGCGUCAGCGAGCACAGGAGAGGAAAAAUGAAGAGCUGGAAGUCAUGGAAGUGGAAGAUGAAGGACGCUCUGGGGAGGAGUCCGAGUCAGAGUCUGAGUAUGAGGAGUACACAGACAGUGAAGAUGAGAUGGAGCCUCGACUUAAGCCUGUCUUCAUUCGAAAGAAGGACCGGGUGACAGUUCAGGAGCGAGAAGCUGAGGCACUGAAGCAGAAGGAGCUGGAGCAGGAAGCAAAGCGCAUGGCUGAGGAGCGGCGCAAGUACACGCUGAAGAUUGUAGAAGAAGAGACCAAGAAGGAGCUGGAGGAGAACAAGCGGUCUCUCGCCGCACUGGACGCACUCAAUACUGAUGAUGAAAAUGAUGAGGAGGAGUACGAGGCAUGGAAAGUCCGCGAGCUCAAAAGGAUCAAGAGGGACAGGGAAGACCGAGAAGCGCUUGAAAAGGAGAAAGCAGAAAUUGAACGCAUGCGAAACCUGACCGAGGAAGAAAGGCGGGCUGAACUUCGGGCAAAUGGCAAAGUCAUUACCAACAAAGCUGUUAAGGGCAAAUACAAGUUUUUACAAAAGUAUUAUCACCGGGGUGCCUUCUUCAUGGAUGAGGAUGAAGAGGUCUACAAGAGAGACUUUAGCGCACCUACUCUUGAGGACCACUUCAACAAAACCAUUCUUCCAAAAGUCAUGCAGGUCAAGAAUUUUGGACGGUCUGGUCGUACCAAGUACACCCACCUUGUGGAUCAAGAUACCACUUCCUUUGACUCUGCAUGGGGCCAAGAGAGUGCCCAGAACACAAAAUUCUUUAAACAAAAGGCAGCUGGGGUACGUGAUGUAUUUGAGCGACCAUCUGCUAAGAAGAGGAAAACCACCUAGGCUUCAACUGCUUAUUCCAACUGGGGGACACAAGGGGAGCUGGUCCUCAAUUUUCAUUAACCAUCAUUUACAUAGUUCUUGUACAGAGCCUUCUGGACUUACUGCCAUAACUUGUAUUUGAAGGUGCUUUGUAAGAGGUUUGGACUCAAUGCUGAGAAACCCACAGAAAAGCACUAACCAGGUAGAUUAGAGGUUUCCCACUUAAAACUAUUUCUGAGAAAUCUUAGGUUUCUCUACCAUGGCUUCCCAUAUUGACUUGGGACUGUUCUGAGCUUAUUUUUCCAGCACCUUACCCUGGAUCAGAUAUAUGGGCAUGUGAGUGGAUGGUGCAUUACUUCUUCCUUAGGGUUAGAAGUAGGAUAUCAGGAAAUCUAAGAGCAAUCUAACCUGUUUUUUGCAUUUGGGGUGUUGAAUCUACUUUUCUAAGUAAACAUACUUUUUGA